AUGUUUUCAUAUGGUAAACGUUUCAUGCAGUUAAUUGGAUCGGAUGUAAUUUAUUGGUUUCCGGCGUGUAUAUUAAUAGGAGCAGCUUUUGAAUUGUUUAAAAUAAAGUUCACAUUUAUGGGUGUGAACUAUUACACAGUAUUUAAGAAGAAACAAAUGCAACGACAGCUGGAUGAUUUAGAGAAUUGGCUAAAACAAAUGGAUGACUUAUCUGCUCAAGCUGUACAGUCACAAAUUGAAGCCAGGAAAAAGAAGUGA
This is a messenger RNA of Cercopithifilaria johnstoni, 258 nucleotides long. Lineage: Eukaryota; Metazoa; Nematoda; Chromadorea; Rhabditida; Onchocercidae. The record is from the annotation of a GenBank genome assembly.